CUCUAAAAUUCUCAUCUUUGCAAUGUGCUUCAGAUUAUUCCAAGGACAGUUGAGCAUAUCCGUUUCGGAGAUGGCGAUGAGUUCAUGAUUGAUGGAUGUAGUAGGACUGCCAUUGCUCACGUUUUCGCCCUGAUCGUUAUCUUCUUCCAUUUGCAUAUCGGUCAGUGUUCUUUCGCCUAAAGAUUUGGUUGUUUCGGAGGAGUGUUGUACAUCAUCUGCCCCUUCCGUAAUGGCAGUAGCUUGCCCAUUAGUGUUGGACAUCGCUGAAAGCUUCUAGUCACUAUACGACGUCACAACUUAAACUUGUAAAUUUGGUACCGACCAACUCUUCGCCACUUGACCCAGCUGUGCCCAUAUUUUUACUUUUCACCAUGGCUUACCCUGUAGUGCCCCGAGUCACCGAGGCCUUGAAUUCACUCUAUUCAGCUCAGGAUUCAGAAGCAAAAAAGGAGGCUAAUCGAUGGCUCGAAUCAUUCCAAAAAACUGCUGACGCAUGGUCUGCAGCGGAUUAUUUGAUUAAAGCUGACGAAUCCAACUUAGAGACGAAGCUGUUUGCGGCCCAGACCUUUAGACAAAAGAUUACCUUUGACUUGAAGGAGCUGGAUGAAUCUGGUCGCGUUUCACUUCGUGAUUCUUUAUUAUCAUUGCUAUCCGGGUAUGCUACAACCGGGCCUCAGGUCAUCAACACCCAGCUGUGCUUAUCACUGGCUAUCUUAGCAAUUCAAAUGCCCACCUGGAAAAAUGUCGUCGCUCAGUUUGUUGAGCUUUUUGGCAAUUCUGCAGAAACCAUUCCUACUCUUUUGGAAUUUCUAACUGUUCUUCCUGAAGAAGUCAAUAAUAACAAUAGGAUCCCAAUAGGGGAUGAGGAAUUUCGUUCAAGAGCAACUGAGCUACUGACGAAUAAUUCUGACGAAAUAUUGAAACUGUUGGCGGUGUACAUUCAAUCAAGCGGCUCUGACACUGCCAUUCAAAAUAGUGUCUUCAAAUGCCUCUCGAGCUGGCUCAGAACUGGAGAUAUAGACGUGAACAAGUUGGCAAACAAUCCACUGCUAGAUCUGGCAUUCAGGGCGCUCAAGGAUGAAGAGCUUUUUGAUAUCGCAGUCGAUGUGAUUUGCGAAAUCAUUUACGAAACUAAGGAUGUACAAGAUUAUAUGCCCUUGAUUCAAGUGAUUUAUCCAAAACUUGUUCCCCUGUAUCAAGACCUCGCCAUUGUAAAGGAAGAGGAAGAUGACGACAAAUUCAGAGGAUACUGCCGUAUUUUCAUUGAAGCCGGUGAAGCUUAUAUGCUCUUGCUGAUCGCACAUCAAGAGGCAUUUACUACCAUCAUCGACGGUGUUGCGGUAUGCACGGCUUAUCAUGAUCUUGACAUAGUUCCCAUGACUUUCAACUUCUGGUUCGAACUUGCCAAUUCGUUGACAAGCGAAACAUACCGGCAAUACCAGCCCCACUUUGUUCGUUACUUCGAUCAGCUAGUCGAUGUCAUGAUCAAACACUUGCAAUAUCCUGAGGAAUCAAGUGAUUUCACAAGCGAAGACCGUGAUGAAUUUAGACAAUUCCGCCAUCACAUGGGCGAUACUCUCAAAGACUGCUGUAGGAUCGUUGGUUCGCAUAGAUGUCUCAGCAAGCCCUUGAAUGUUUUAUCUGGUUUGUUAGCUGGAGCUCACACUUCAGCCACUUGGCAGCAAAUCGAAGCACCUAUUUUCGCUCUCCGGGCUAUGGGUUCUGAGAUCCCAGACGAAGAAAAUGAGGUGAUGCCACAAAUUAUGGAGUUCUUAUCUAAGCUUCCUCAUCAUCCCAAGAUUCGAUAUGCCGCCACACUAGUUAUAUCACGCUAUACCACAUGGACAAGAAAGCAUCCUGAAUACUUGGCCUAUCAGCUUAAUUUCAUAUCGGCUGGAUUCGAGAACGACGAAGUAGCGGCUGCAAGUGCGUUGGCGUUGAAGCAUCUUUGUAAGGACUGUAGCGAGCUACUCGUAGACUACUUGUCUCAAUUGCAUCCAUUUUUCAUAAACGUCGGCAAGACAUUACCUAUCUUGGAUAUUUUAGAGGUGACAGAAGCAGUUGCACAUGUCAUUGCUGUCAUCCCUACCAGCGAACUACUCAAGGCUCUACAACUUUUCUGUUUGCCUUUGGCGCAAAAACUUCACGACGUGGCGGUUAAGGGGAAUGAAGCUACUGAAAAAGAUCAUCGGGAUGCUGCAGACUUGUUGGAGCAAAUUAACAUUUUCUUGCAAGUCAUUCAACCUGAAAUUCCCAUGAACGAAACGCACCCCUGCGUUGCAUUCAUCAACGAGUUAUGGCCGGUUUUCGAUUUGUGUCUUUCUAACUUUGGAGCGGACCAAUCAGUUUCCGAAUCUUUGUGCAAAUGCUUCAAAACGUGUGUUAUUUCCUACCGAAUGCAUUUCGUACCACUUCUGCCUCAGCUUUUGCAACGUAUAGUGAACGUGUUUGCUCAAACUGGAAUGAGCGCCUACCUCUGGGUUGCUGGUCGAACGAUUCGUGAAUACGCAAUGGAAGGUACAGAUGGUGUAGCACCUUGCUUGGAACUUGUAGAACAAUUGAGUAGCCCAACGUUCGCCAUGUUCGGCAUUAAAUCAUUUGACGAUAUCCCUGACGUCGUGGAGGAAUAUUUCAGAAUGCUGGUCAGCUUUUUGAACAGUGCUCCAUCUGCCCUGAUCCAGAGCCCACUUCUUCCGACUAUCUUCCAAGCUGGGUUGGCUGCACUCGCUGUCCAACAAAUGGAUGCCAUAAAUGCUGUGCUUACAUUUCACCGAACACUACUCAACAUCGGGGUUCCAGAUGCACAAACCACACCAAAGAUGUCUCCUAGAGCCUCCUCCGAUAAUAUAGCUCACUAUAUGCCGACUUUGAGUGCUUCUGAGAUUGCUAUGGCCGCGCAACGAAACGCAGCCGUGGUCCGCUCGCUCUUCCAGGAGUUCGGACUUCAGUUCACAAACCAACUUUUUGAUGGUUUAAUCAACCACUUCCCUCGAGAUGUUGUCCAGGACGUCGCUGCUAUUCAAAAAUUGCUAGUUCAAAUGCUCCCAACAGAGAGCAGUAAAUGGAUGAUCUCUGUAGUGGAGAACUUCCCUGCGCAAACCAUGACGGCUGCUGAGCGACAGACUUUCCUCACUGAUUAUACCAAGGCUAUUCAAGAUCGACAAUGGCCAAAAGUUCGACGGGUAUUGACUGACUUCGUAAACGCAUAUCGCCGCAAACACACCUCACGCGAAGCUCCAAGAAGAGUAGCAUCUAGCGCUACGAUCUAAGCUUGUAGUUAAAUUAGGAGAACAACAAUAAAAAGUUAAACUUAGAUAAUUUCAGUCAUUUUAAAAUUUUCUUUCAUAUAAAAUAAAAUUGAUCGCUCAUAUACCGUUGUAGUCAUU
Molecule: messenger RNA, 3386 nt
Organism: Umbelopsis ramanniana AG
Lineage: Eukaryota; Fungi; Mucoromycota; Umbelopsidomycetes; Umbelopsidales; Umbelopsidaceae
Exons: 9
Coding region: 372-3269 (965 amino acids)
Biological process (GO): protein import into nucleus
Cellular component (GO): cytoplasm; nuclear membrane
Molecular function (GO): small GTPase binding
Source: RefSeq, a predicted model, not a curated record